GCUCACCGUUCAGAGGCCUGUUUGGCUGGAAGAAGAGGAGCGAAGAUCCCGCCUGUUGCAGGAGGAAAGAGCUGAGGAAGAAGAAAGAGCGCGUCGGCUUCAGAGAGAGGCCGAAGUGAAUGAGAUGAGAAGGAGGCUUCAGUCUCUUGAAGAGGAGAACUUGCGUUUGAAGAUGGAGCGAGAGAAUUUGCGGCAGAGCAUAGCUCAGCAGAAGGGUUCUAGCUAUGGCACCCCAGAAGAUAAAGAUGCUGAAGUUUUUCCCAAGGAGGCUGAGACCACCAAAGAGGAGGCCCAGACCCCCAAGGGAGGAUCAGGUGAGGCAGAGGAUCAAAAGGAAGAGAACAGAGGGUCAGCUGGAGCUCAGCUGCCGAUGAAUGAGGAGCGUAAGCUGCAAGCAACAAUGAUGCAGAGCAUGGUGAAGCUCAUGGAGGGCAUGCAGACUAUGCAAGCGCAGAUUUUGGACGUUCGGCGUCAGAAAGACGUUGAAGUUGUCAAGAAUGCGGCAGUGGAGUUGCCGAAGUUGCAAGAGUGGAAGGCUGAUACAGCCCCUUUGGAUUUGGCAGACUGGCUGUUGGUCGUAGAACCGGUCCUUUCCACAGGGCUCUCAGAGAAAGGGGCCAUUCUCACGGCCUUAGAUUCUCCGGAGGAGGCAUCAAGCUUGGCUGGAGCGGUGACUGGUCUUCGACGUUGGCUGCGAUGGCAUCGAAGGGCUGGAGAAGUUGGUGUUACCCGCCCAGAUGCGACUUUGCAAAUCAAAGGUCUUGGGCGUUUGAUGAAGCACGCCGAUUUGGCGUUUAGAGUGCAACUAUCGAGAAGCAGUUUGCAAGUGGAUACAGCUCCAACUGAAGCGUCAGUGAUGACGUUUGCCAACCAUCUACUUGCGGAAGUGGAACAAAUAGCACAUCAAGACAAGAGGAGAAGAGAAGAUGCGAAGGGCAGCACAGAACCGAAGGCAAAGAGGCUGGAGGAGGUUUCUGGAGGUUCAAAAGGUGAAGGCAAGGCAUGGAAGGGAGAAGUGGGCAGUUUUCGACUCCAUGUAAGUUUUUUCAGUCAGAGGAGGGCUGUAAGAAGGGCAAGCAAUGCACAUGGAGCCAUGUCCUGGAAGGAGACCGAAGGGGAGCCUCUCAGAGACCAAGGCGAGAAAGGUCAGAAGGGAGGAGAAGGCAAGGGUUUCCACAAGCCCAGUGGCAAGGCUUUGAAGAAGGGCGAGAGCCAACAGAAAGAAGAAGGGCCUGGAGGAGAAGCCGAAAGCAGGACAAAGGAUGAAAGACUGACUGCCAUGCAAGGCCAGUUGGAUGAACUCCGGAAGCUGAAGGUUUUGAGGCUGUCACGCAUAGGGAAGGAACAAGAAGCCUAUGGCCUGCUCGACAGUGGAGCAACCAACCCCAUGCGUGGCAAAAGAAGAGGAGAAGAUCUGUCACAACUGGAAGAGGUCCAGGUGACGCUGGCCGACGGCAGUCAGGUAUCCCGGCUUGAUGCCAUGAGGAUGAUUCAGAAGCUGGAGGAGGUGGAGACGCCAAGAAUGCAGGCCCUGAAGCUUAGCCAAGAAGAGAUGUGGCUGUGGGAGUUGAUGGAAGCCCAUCCGGUACUGAAGAUGUUGCCGGAAGCCAUCAAAAGAAGAUUGGUGGUGAAGCCAGCGGAGGAUCUCAGAGGUAUCCCUGAUGCAAACCGCCGAAGAAGAAGAGUGAUGGCGGAACAGGGGUUCGUGGUUCACCUCUAUGCCGGUGAGAGUGCCGGGUACAGCCUCAGCCGAGCGUUCAAAGAAGCAGGAGGAGAUGGACGAAGGCUGGUGGAAAUAGAUGUAAGGAGGGAAAACCACGAGAAGCACAAGAAAGGAGCACACGACAUGCUCGAUGAUGAGAAUGGACCUUUUGCGUCCCUACUGAGGAGUGCCUUGGAUGGAUCGCUGCUGGGCAUUGUCAUGGGCCCAAAUUGUAGGUCGAGCAGUGAAGCCCACGACGUUCGCCGGCAACAUCACCCUGAGGCUGCCGGAGGAAGACCAAGCAGAGAGCUAAGAGGAGUCGGCAGCGAAAGCUCGGGUGAUGAACUCAGCGGAGCUGUCAAGAUGGCCGCCGGGAAUGAUGAAAGAAGUUGCCACGAGGAUCCAACAAGAUGUCCUUCAAGCGAAGCUGAAGGUGUGAUGAGCCUUGAUGUCACCGGUCCCUACAAGAAAGGGAAGGACAUCGAUGGUGAAGCCAAGUUCAUGUUGAUUGGCACCUACACCUGGCUCAGACCCCCCGAUGAGGAAGAGGCAACAGAAGUUGAUGAAGAACCAGAGCUCGAAGCCCAAGAAGAUGAGGAUCAGUGGCCAGAGAUUGAAGAUCAAGAAGCCGCACAAGAGGAAGAAGAAGAGCAGGCAGAAGCAGCAGAAGACCCCCAGGAAGAGCAACAAGCAGAACCCCCACGAGCAUUUGAGGAGCCCCCCGAACCCCCAAAGAUUGAGGUGAUGAGAAUCGGCAUUCCCAUCAAAGGGAAGCACAAGAAGCAGUCUUGA
Cladocopium goreaui is the source of this 2494-nucleotide messenger RNA. NCBI's taxonomy places the organism in Eukaryota, Dinophyceae, Suessiales, Symbiodiniaceae. The record is from the annotation of a GenBank genome assembly.